Molecule: messenger RNA, 3328 nt
Organism: Cuculus canorus (common cuckoo)
Lineage: Eukaryota; Metazoa; Chordata; Aves; Cuculiformes; Cuculidae
Gene: UBE2J1
Product: ubiquitin conjugating enzyme E2 J1
Exons: 8
Coding region: 129-1088 (319 amino acids)
Source: RefSeq, a predicted model, not a curated record
CGGCGGGGCCGCCACGUCAGGGCCGCGUCGCGGGCGGGGCGGGCAGCGAGGGCCCGGCCUUGCCUCGUCCCCUCCGCCCCCGUCCGGUGCCGGAGCCGUUGCGCAGGGAGCGAGCGGGGCCCGCGGCCAUGGAGGCCCGCUACAACCUGAAGAGCCCGGCUGUUAAACGUUUGAUGAAAGAAGCUGCAGAACUGAAGGAUCCUACAGAUCAUUAUCAUGCACAGCCUUUGGAGGAUAAUCUUUUUGAAUGGCACUUUACUGUUAGAGGCCCUCCAGAUUCAGAUUUUGAUGGAGGGAUUUAUCACGGGCGAAUAGUACUGCCACCUGAAUAUCCCAUGAAACCACCCAGCAUUAUUUUGCUGACGGCCAAUGGCAGGUUUGAAGUGGGGAAGAAAAUUUGUUUAAGCAUCUCAGGGCAUCAUCCUGAAACGUGGCAGCCUUCAUGGAGUAUAAGAACAGCUUUACUAGCCAUUAUCGGAUUUAUGCCAACCAAAGGUGAAGGAGCAAUAGGAUCUCUGGAUUAUACACCAGAAGAAAGAAGAGCUCUUGCAAAGAAGUCACAAGACUUCUGUUGUGAAAUGUGUGGUACAUCUAUGAAGACAGCCCUCUUACCACUAAAAUCCGGAAGCGUGUCAAGACAGGCGCACAAGGAGGCUAAAGAACUUGCCAGAAAAAUUAGCUUCAAGGCUGAAGUCAAUUCAUCGAGGAAGUCUGAUGCUGGACCCUCAAGCACAUCAGAAUUGAACCAUUCUGCCACUUCACCUGAAGCCCAGCAGGAUGGUGCAACUAGAGCAUUCCAGGAUCCAAAAAGUGCAACGUCAGAAACUCAGAAUAGCAGUGCAGCAGUCAGUCAAGAGCAUACUCCAGCUGUGUCUACUAACACCUCUAUGAGUCCUCGGCAGCGCCGUGCCCAACAGCAGAGUCAGAGACGGGCUCCGUCUUCAACUGACUUUAAUCGGGUACAGCAACCGAGAGUCAACAUGAACAACACUGGAUCAACUGUUCUGAUUGUCCUUCUGACUUUUGCAUUGGCAGCUCUUAUAUUUCGUAGAAUAUAUUUGGCUAAUGACUAUAUAUUUGAGUUAUAAGGUCGUUUCUGUCGUAACAGCAAUGACUUGAAUGCUUCAUUGAACAUUCUGUAUUGGAUAUGAUGUGAGAACUGUUUAGAAAGGUUAUUAUUUGUAUUUAUGCUUAAAUCCUUACAAAUGUUAAUGUACGUACAGAUACAUUACUUGUAAGAAAAGUAAAGUUGGGCGUUUAACUGCAAGUGUUAAUUGAGUGCCCAGUAGCUCCUUGGAGAAACAGUGCAGUGGAAUAGUAAAAUUGUGGCGUGGGUGGGGAGUCAAUUUCAGUAAUUUAUCAAUUAAAAAAGGCAAUUUAAACAAAGUGGUUGAUUCACUUUACGUUAGCCUAAAAUUUGACGUUGGAGAAGGAAUUAUAAAAUUAAACACUGCUAUGUGUUUGUGUCCAGUGAACUGUUAAUUUAGAGAGGAUACGGUUUUGUAACCACUUUUAUUUACCAUGACACAUUUCUAGGGGGGAAACCAUACCAAUUGGUUGUGAUGCUGCUUUGUGUGUGUGUGUGUAAGGGGGAAAAGAAUAGGGGAGGAAAGAUGGGGCCAGCAUUAUUUUAAUUUUUGGUUUUUUGAAAAAAGAUUGGAUAAUCUUUUGCAAGAUUUGAAUGUCCUCUUCUAGUACACUCAAUUGUAUAUCUUGUUGUUUUUUUUAAAUUUGAAGAUUAUAUAAAACAUGUCUAUUCUUGCAAUAGUUAUGAAUAUGUAAUAUAAGUAUUUACUCAGAGCUACUGUCUUUUAAUUAUACCAGAAAUAUACAUACUACAUUGAACUGAAUGUUUCAUAUGUGGUUUUAUUUACUAAAGAAAAUUUAAACCUUAUUAUACUUAAACUCAUAUAUAUGAACAUGCUUAAGAGAAAUAUUUAUUAAAAUCUUGGUAGUAAUAAAGAGUUUCAAGCCAGUCUUCGGUUAUGUUUCAAGUAUCACAAGACCUUUUUUGUUUGUUUCCAUUUUUUAUAAAACUGAAAUCAAUAUUGGACCCAGAGUCUUUCUGCAUUACUAGUUUACUAUAAAAAUAAAGAACUGGUAAUAUUAAUGAAUGCUGUGAAAUCAAGCAGUAGACCUACAUUUGUUGGGGUUUUGAGAGGUUUGUCUGUGAAUGUUUAAAUAUUGCAGCAAAGCUGAAGAAGACAAUCAGUAGGAUAAUUUUCCUCUUUUAUUAUUGCUCAAAUUUAAAUGUAAUCUAGCGUGUUUAUUUCAAAGACAGUGACAUUUCCCCAACUUUGAUUUCAUUCCUGUCAAACACGAUAGCAGUGGCUUAAGUGAGAUUCUCAUCCUGUUUCUCGGCAAGUAUUUGUCAAGUUACCUACAGCUUUCCUAAAUUUUGUUGAAUAUAUUGUGUAUUGGUGUUUUGAAACAUGAAAACAGCUAUAAUAACUCCUAAAAUAAGGAAGGCCCAUUCUGUGCCCAAGGGGGAUGUGCAAAUGAAAAAAAAAAACCAACCAACCAACAAAACUUCUUUUGGAUGGUUGGUAAUUUUGUUUGCAGGUACAAUGGAACAAAGAUCAAAAAACAGCUUUCUUAAGAAGUUCAGACAAAAGUAUGUCAGCCAGUUCAGCAGUUACUUACACAACUGCACAACAAUGUGAUGUCAAUAUAUUGAUUGAGGUUUUUACAUGAUUUGUGUAUUUAUUUCAUUAGAAAUAAUAAAAAAGACAAACCCCAAACCCCUAACAAGCACAAAAGACAAAAACCAAAACUCCAGAAAACUUCUCCAGAUCCCAUAGCCUCUAAAUUGAAGUACUGUGUUUCCUAGUUGGUAUGUUGCUUGAAUACCUGUUCUAUUAAAAUAUUGCAAACUUGAGCUCACAGAAGAGUGUACCAAAAGAGGUCUGACACAAAAGACAGUUUUCUUGGUUUUAACUUGGUUGCUCCUGGGAAGCUUCGCUCUGAAUGUGCUUUUUGUAGAGACUUGCUGUGGUGCCAAGCAAACUUUUGCUCUUACACUUGUACCACACACUGGCUGUUAGUAAAGCAGAUAAGUCUUCUGGAGAGAGGCAAUCUGCAUUGCCCUUUGAAUGGGCUGUGAGAAAAUGAGCUUCAAACGGUUUCUGAAAACAGCCUUUUCCUUGUGAUUAAAGAAAUAGCUGCUUUGUAGCUUUUUGUUUUUAUUUUUAAAAGUUAAAAUGCCUAGUUGUGCAACAAAUAUAUAAGUAUUGAUCGUGACUUAGUUUAUGUAAAAAGUCUAUUGCAUGUAUAGAUACUUCGGGGGUUACUGUGAUUUAAUAUAAAUAAUAAAAUAAUAUAAAUAAUA